Messenger RNA from Oikopleura dioica, 492 nucleotides. The record is from the annotation of a GenBank genome assembly. Lineage: Eukaryota; Metazoa; Chordata; Appendicularia; Copelata; Oikopleuridae.
AUGAAAAAAGAAGUCGAGAAAAUCAUCGAUGCUCCCGAACAACAACGAAGAAUUGACCUGCUAGAAAUGGAAAACCAAAGACUUAGAGACAAUCCCAAGAACAACCGUUUCGAACGAAACCGAUUAUCGAUGGAAGAAUCGCUGAAGCUGAUGAACAAGGGCUCCGAAGUACAACGCGCGGCGGCUUUCAUCCACGACGCGUAUGGAAUGUUUCUCCACAAGGAAUGCAAAUCUGGAAUGUAUAAACUAAACAGCUUGGCGGUUGAACUACGAGACGGACACAAAUACCACGAAGAUGUGAAGCCGCAGAUUCGGAAGAAACUCGCCACUUUGGUUUCGGAAGUCCGCGCAGAUGUUUGGCUCUGGAAAACGUACAUCAACGAAGAAGCGAGUUCAAACCAUCAAUGCAUCGUUUGCACGACACUGGGCGACUUGUACGACGAGAAGUACUCGCUGUUCGAUCCUAACAAUGACGACUCGUAUAUUUAUUGA